Molecule: messenger RNA, 37577 nt
Organism: Xyrichtys novacula (pearly razorfish)
Lineage: Eukaryota; Metazoa; Chordata; Actinopteri; Labriformes; Labridae
Source: the annotation of a GenBank genome assembly
AUGUUGAUAAUCAUGUCUGCUCAAAUUUUCCUUAAUUUCUGCCUCCUCACGUUAUUCAGCAUGAUCAUCAUGUGUACCAUUUUGACCAACUGUAUAUUCAUGACAUUUAGUGACCCCCCUGAGUGGUCCAAACAAGUAGAGUAAGUACAACAACAUAUUAGUCUUACCAGUUUUCAUGUUUGUCAUCGCUCCGUCGUGGUGUAACUCUCUUCUCUCUUUUAUUAAAGGUAUACCUUCACAGGUAUCUACACAUUUGAGUCACUCACAAAAAUUGUUGCCAGAGGCUUCGCCAUCGAUGGGUUUACCUUCCUCAGAGACCCAUGGAACUGGUUAGAUUUCAUGGUCAUCUCCAUGGCGUAAGUAUUUUAUCUCAAAUUAAGAUUUUAGAAAAAGUUUAAACAAAGCAACUCUGAUCAAAUAUUUAAAAGAUUAAAGCAACGCAAUCAAAGCAAGCAGCAAAAUGGGAUUUCCAUAUAAAGGAUAAAAGUAUGUCAUUCUGGUUACUUAACCACAAAAAUAACUGACCACAUAAAGAAAAACUUACAGGCGGUAAUGCACCAGGGUUCUGUUAUUGGACGCACUGUCUGAUUAAGCAGUUAGGUGACCUUUUUUUUUUUUUUUUUUUUUUUUAAUGCAGAAACAUGAAUUUUCAUCUGAUUUUGUGAUGGUCAAAUAUGUAUAAUACACAUUCAUAAUUAGAAAUUGGUGUUACAUUUAGCUGUAGUUUAACAUUUAAUAUUUCCUCCUGGCAGUGAGCUGCUGUUUUGAUUGUGAAUAAAAUACUCUCUGACCACAAACCACUCUCCACACAUUAGGCAAACUUCAAUUUCAUAAUUUUUCACUAUGUUUCUUUGUGAGUUUUAUUUAACUAUCAGUGAUAAUUUCACUACUCCCUCCCUCCAAACCAUAGACUGUUUAUAGAAUGGACAGCGUCUGCCUCCUCGCUGGGUGAUGCCACUCUGAGAACAGCACCCUCUGGUGACGGGCUGCAGUAUAGAUCAGAAAUCCCGCCUCCUUCAGCAAAGCUUAUAGAGCUGUGGACAAACUUUAUAAAUUAAUGACACAGAAUACAAAUCUUUCUCCCCCCUGGUUGCGGUGUUGACAUGUAGUUACUUUAAGACUGGUUUGUGCUCAUGUCCUCUUUUUUCUGUGAAGCUCAGUUAUUAAAGGGGACCUGCCAUCAAAAAUGUAAUUUUGUGUGUUUUUUGUGUCAGAUAAGGUCCAUAUUAUGUUCGUCUUAUGUUGUGAAAACAAACCGUUACGUCGUUUGCAUUCUGUAAAGGUUUAAAAUAAAGGAACGAGUAACCCAGGCCAAUUGAAAAAGCAGGUCCCUCUGACGUCACGCUGACCUUGCUCAUUAUUAUUCACGAGCACGUCCUCGGUGAGCCGCGCCCACUGUAUCUGCUAUGGGUCUCUUCCAAACGACCGGUGUUUCCUUGGGUUCACUGCCGGGAAAAUGAACUUAAAGCUGGGCAGAAUGAAUGAGAAAACACCGCUGGAGAUCUCCGGCUUCUUCUUCAACUUCCACCUCCUCUUCGGACUCGGGGUCUAAAGUAUAUGGUUUAAUACCUGCCGUUUUUAGGCUUUAGCAUAAGGUGACCAGACGUCCCUGAUUUCUGGGCACAGUCCCCGUAUUGGAUGAUCUGUCCCCGGCAAAAGCUGUCCCCGAAAAUGUCCCCGAUUUAAGCGUUUCAUGAAUGAGAGCAAAAAUGUUGCAUGUGGGCUUGAACAACGGUUAUUACAGUAGCCGAAUAGGUAGGAAGCACAAGUUAGCAGUCCUGAACAACAGUUCUUACGGGGGUUAUCACAAGGGGCAUGCACUGCUACUAAAUAGUACUGAGAUUUGUCUGUGAUCACACAGCCCCUGCAGCCCCUGCACCCGUCGCCGCCGCACCGAAUAUCCCCGGAUAUCAUUACAGACAUCUGGGCACCUUAUUUUAGCACAUAUUAGCAUAAUGGAUAAACCGAAAUCCGAACCUCCACUGCUGAGCCAAUCAGAGCACAGCAGGCUUCACAGCAGCGAUCAAAUCAGAGCAAAGCUCAUUACCAUAAAUGUUAAUGAGCCAAAACCAGUUGGUUUUCCUGUAAGGUUUUUUAGGCAUACUAAAACAAACCAUCAAAUAACUUUUCAGCUAAAAUUAUGUUGCAAACAUGAUCAGAGGACAUCAAGGAUUAUGAAAAAAUGAUAAAAAUUGGUAUGAAAUUUUGGUGGCAGGUCCCCUUUAAAAGUUAUAAGGGGGUUCAUGUUUUCUAUGAUUGACACCUGAUACAGCCUAUUGGCGUUCAGGGAUUGAGUAGCUCACCCGGGGGAUACGCUGUUUGAGUUGAGGCGACUCCCCCGCCGAAUGUGUACAACGCUACUGCGCAAUGCUGGUUUCAGGAAAUGAAGAAAAAUCGCAGAAAUACCGAGAGCUUUUUGGCUUCAAAUCCGUAAACAGGCGGGAGGCGGAACCAAGUUGUCCAUAGUAUAUACAGUCUGUGCUCAAAACCUAUCACAACCAGUUUUUUCUGUUUCUUUUUUUCUGUGGUUUUGCUGUUUGCAGUCCUGUAAAAACUAGACCGAGUUUUGUGUGUUUGGUUGAUAGGUGGUAGGCUUUCUCUCUUAAAGGUCUCCUAUUAUGGCAUUUUUCAUCAAGUUUAAAUCAGUCCCAGAGGUCCCACAAUAGUAAAUUUGAAGUUUGUUGUCUAAAACACCAGUUUAUUUGUGGAUAUCAGCCAGCCUGUACACCUCUCUUCUGAACUCCACCUGUACCUUUAAAUGGUAAUGAGCUGUGUGUAACCACGUGAUUGCAGCCAAAGCACUAGACAUACGGGCGGCGGUAAAGCAACAUAAAAUGGUAAAACUUACAGCUUCUGUGUUUGAAGUUGGGUCCCUGACACGGACCGUCAGUACAGGUCCAGGUUUUAUCUUCAGCUUCUUAGCGAAUCUUGCUUUGAACUGCCCCUUGUUGGUAAAACAGUCCAUGAUCAAAUGGUUAGCACACAGAUGCAACAUUUUCAGAGUUGUUGUGGGCCUACAUUUCCAUCAAAAAUAAAAUUAAUCCACUGGGUCCUCAAAUCUUCCGACGAAGGAGGCAGAAAUAGACUCCUGUCUUCAUUUGUGCAGCCAAGAAUCAAGCAGCGGCUGGGUCGUAGCUUCGACAUGGUUGCUGUAUGCGGGGAGAAAAAAUGGUGGACGGUACCUCAGCAAAGAUGUUUUAGAGGGCUGGGCUAACGAUUAUCGGGGGCAGUGCCACCAACAUGUAGGAGGGGCUUAUGCGGUUAUGUCGUCAUAACUGUACAGCUUUUCGAUUCACCCGUUUGCGCUCAUGUUUUCAGAAAGGAGGGGAAUGCAAGAGAGGGAGAGAAUGACAUUUUUUCACAUCAAGGGGGGGUGUCGGCUUCGAGGGGAUGCAUAUUAUUGGUAGAAAAACACCCAAAAGUGGAUAUUUCAUAAUAGGGGACCUUAAAGCUACUCUGAAAUGAUGAUUGGUAAUUGAGAUUGUAGAAAAUUUGAAAGGAUAAAAAGGAAAAAUUCUCAAAGGUUAGUUCUCUUCUUGUGCAUAUGGUCAAAUUGCUCUUUAGGGACAAAGGUCCAGCAGACAGUUACCCACAGCAUCUUGAAUCACACCAGUCCUUCACUCCUUCAUGUUGAUAAUGUUCAUUAAAAUAUUCUGUAACUAUCUUCUCUCUCUCCUGUGUGCGGGGCGGCUGCUGAGUAACUGUAUCUGAUCCACCUUGCAGGUAUAUAACAGAGUUUGUAAACCUAGGCAAUGUGUCAGCUCUGCGUACGUUCAGGGUUCUGAGAGCUUUGAAAACAAUUUCAGUUAUCCCAGGUAAGACAGUCCAGGUGUUUGUGUCUGCGGGGGAGGGCGAGUCACGGGGGGGUUGAUGUUAGGUGUGGUUUUGUUUCAGUCCCUCUUCCUUCUCCUCUUCCUCCUUUGUUCUCUUCCCACUGGUUGGACAGGCGUAAACUCUCUCACCAUGGUGUACCCUCCCGGUCUUUGAUGGUGGUGCUGGUGUCGUGCUCUUGCGCGUACAUGCGUGCGUGUGUGUGUUGUGUUAUCGUGUGUGUGUCAUUGGGUUCUGUUCUGUGUGUCAUCCUACCUUGUUACAGAUAUAUAACAGAGUUUGUGGACCUUGGGAAUGUCUCGGCGCUGAGAACGUUCAGGGUUCUCCGAGCCUUGAAAACCAUUUCUGUCAUUCCAGGUGAGACUCCCAUUUAAACACUAAGGCUGAGCUUACCUUGUUUAUUUAUGUAGAUUUCUAUUUUUCAAAUCAGGUUGUUUGAGAUUGUCUUUUUAUAUGUUUUUCUUUUCUUGAUAUGAUAAUCAAAAAUGGUAGCCAUACAUUUUUGAUAGGCUUAGCAGUCUGUUGGCAGUCUUGGGGCUCACGUGUCUUAGUUGUACAAGUGGGUUUCAGCUGCACCUCAGGUACUUAACAGCUACCUUUGUGUGCGUAUACCUUAAGGGACAUAGAUUGAUUUUUGUAAUCCCAAAUGGUUGACUUCAAGAUAAAAUCAUACAAAUUCAACUAAACUAAUGUACAAUAUUUGAAAUCUUGAUUUUAUUCAGUUUUAUUUUGUUCGAUUUAUCCAAAUUCCAAGAGUCAAUACAUCCAUGACUGCACCUCUCUUUUCCAAAUCUUUUAGCUCCCCAAAGACUGCCAAGCCUAAUAUGACAGCACAUGGACGCUGCAUGAAGCUUGGGACACAUGCUUUAACAAGUUUGGCUUCAGGAGGCUUCUUUUUUAUUUUAUUAUUUUCUAGUUGAACAAAUAAUUGUCUUUUGAAGAUCUUUGUCCAUCCUGGGAACAGAAGGGAAACAUAAACACAAGAUAAAUAUUCCAAAUGAGCAGAAAUCUGGGCAGAUUCACCAGGACUUUGGUCUUAGAGGUAUUCCCCAGUCACAUAAGACAUGAUGUGUCUAUCUGAACACAAUUUGCAUAUCCAAAAUUUUUGUAACACUCUUGUACACUGUGAUUUUACCUAACAUCAGCAUCUACAUCUACACACCUGCAAACACAGACAGAACACUCAGUCCAGUACAGUAAACUUUACCUUCAGCACAUACUGCUCAGGUGUGCUUGGGGCUAAAGGAGGCUGACAGCUCACCCAUCGUGAGCCAGACCGAAAGAAAGGGUUUGCCUGGGAUGGGAACGGUUCCUUGAGUUGAGGCAAGGUCACCAUCACAGCUUACAGAUAGGUGAUGCUGACACAGAGUCAAUUCAUUCAGCCUUGGAGUUUAAAUGACCUGCAUGCCACCUCUCAUAGCCCCCCCCCCCCCCCCGUGAGCCACCAACGCCUUCUCGCCUGUCCUUUCUUUCUCCUCCUUACUUCCUGCUCCCUUUGACCGAUUCUGCUGCUGUUUGUGGUGCUGCUGUGCUGCUGGGAAUCAUCCUCUGCAGGUAGUCAGGAAUAUUCCCAUUGAGUGGCACAAGGAUAGAUGGAAAUAGUACCUCCACGAUUUGACAUAGCUCUUCCAAAUAAACACAAAAUCAAGUGACUUUUUGUGUGGAAAUCACUCUUGACAUUGAGGUUUUUAUAAGACAGAUGUUAACUUACCUGAGUUUACAAAGGGAAAAUGAAAUAGUGCCUUUCUGAUGGGAAAAUUCCUUAUGCUUGCAGAGUGUGUUGUGAUGCUUUUUUUAAAGAAAGAUGAAUGACCUUCGGUUCAGCGUAAAUACUUUGUCACAGUUGAAUCACUGAGUCAUUUAUACUAGAUAUACUAGGAAUCAGGACCAACGUGUGCUGUAAUACACUAGUUCUUCAUUCUUUAAACGUGAAAUAUUUGAUUUGCAGGGGUCUUAGGUGACAGUGAGGGGAAAAAGUAUGAUAAACCAGAUAGGAUUAAGAGUAAAAAAAUCAAAAGCUCAUUAUCAGCUUUGUUAGGUCUGCAGGAAUUUGAUCUGCUCAGUUCUGUCCUCUUUAAGCUCAUAAGAGAGGCUAGAGUGUUUUUUCCUCUAUCAUUUACAGCAAUAAGCAAACAAAAUCAAAGUAUUUCCUGUCAGACGGCCACUCACUUGACACAAUCAAUCAAUCAAUCAAUCAAUCAAUCAAUCAAUCAAUCAAUCAAUCAAUCAAUCAAUCAAUCAAUCAAUCAAUCAAUCUUUAUUUGUAUAGCACUUUUCAUACAAAAAAAGAUGUAGUGCUUUAAGCGCUUUACAUAGCAAAUGAAUAAAAGAAAAAUGUAAUCUACCCCAACAACUAAUUCCCACCCUGCAAUCUAAGCACAAUAGAAAUGUGUAUUAAAAUGCAUGAACUUAAAAAGGACUUGAUUUCAUACAAACAGGAAUGUGUGCACUAAGGAAACGCCGUUUUAAAAUUCAAGAUAAGGAAACACUGAAACAUAAAAUGAAAUUUAAGAAAUAAUAAAUAAAACGAAAUAAAAACAACAGUAAAAGAAACUAAAAUAAGAGCACCAAAAUAGCUCAAUAAAAGAUGAUGCCUCAUUAAAACUAGAAGAGAUAAAUGCUAAAACACCUAAUCAAAAUUAAGAUAUAAAAUUAAAAUAUAAAAUUUAGUUUUCAGUUUGCCUUUAAAAUCAUUAAGAUUAGGUGCAGUCGCACUGGUGACUGACUGAUGUACACUAGUGGUACAUCAAAGGAUCUAUGUGUUCUUUAUGCAUUAAAGAUGAAUAUUUCACCCUAUUUUAUUCAUGCAUACAUACUAUUAACCUGAUGAUUCAAGAACUGGCCUCAGCAGAAGAUUUAUUGACUACAAACCAAACUUUUUAAUCCAAAUUAGGCUCUAACUGUGAAACCUUUCUAAAUGCAAAAUCUAAGCCUGUCUGUGAAAUCGGGGAAAGUGUUCAGGGUCCCUCAUCUCUACCUUGUCUCUAGCUGCAUCAUCAACUGUGCUAAUGGAUAACAGUGAUUUAUGGGAAUGCCUCAGAAAGAUAAUUGUGGUGGUGUGUCUAAGUAUUUCAGCCCAUGAUAAUACCAACAAUAACAAUUCAAGUGGUGCUCAUUGUAUUGAGCCUUUGGACUAUACCUGUGUUAGUUCAAAACUGUGUUUUUGAACCGCAGGGAUAUUGUUGGCUUUAUGCUGAUAGGACAGAUCGUUUUCUCAAAUUCAGUCAUGAUGAUUAUCAAAGGAAGUAAUUAUUAUAAGUAAUAUUAGCUCAAAGGUUUUUUCCAUUUGAGUAUGUACAAACACAAAGAAAGUUAUAAUCUAAAGAAAAUCAGCAUUUGAUCGUAGACAGGGUCUCCUCUUCUCAGGAGAAACAGGGACGCAAGACAACAUGCUCUUUUGCCUUUGAGCUGCACAUUUUUACCUGCAGACAAUGAGCGGUGAUAUUAAACCACCACACAAACUCACACAGGGCAGCUUUUCUUAUUACAGUGCUGAGAUACAUGUGAGGUUAUUGUCCUGUGCUUAAAUUAUUGAUGUUGUGAUAUCAGAGAAUUCCAAUUUCUUUACUAAAUGUCUUUCACACCCAAACCUGGUUCUCAGCUUUGAACUUGCUGAUGUAGGCUCUCUGAUUUUGACUUUGCAGUAACAUGAUACCUGCCAGAAAAAAAGUGUUGUAUGAUUGUAUAAACAGGUUAAUUUGACAUAUAACAUUUUAUAUCUUAUACUUAAAAAAAAUAAAAGAAAUAAGAGUCGCCACUCUGUCCACUGGGGGUGCCAAAAUCAGCACAAACGGAAAGGUCCUUGCAGGAGCUUAAAUGACAAUGCAAAAACUCAUCAGAUGAUAUGGAGCAAAUGGAAUUAAAUUUAAACUUUGGCGAUAAAACUGAUCAAAUCACACUCACAACAAGCGUAACUUGAACCAUUUUAGCUCGAAAAACUUGGAAAAUUUCAUUAUAACUUCCUAAUUAACAACAGCAGCUGUUUCAAAAACAGUUGUAGUAUUUAACUAAAUAGAAAAAAAACCCUGAUUUGGCAAUUGUGAUAAUAUUCACACACUGCUGGUUUGUAACAACUCAAUUCAACUCAACUCAAACUUUAUUUAUAGAGCACAUUUAAAACAACUGGGACAGUACUAUAUGGAUUAAAAGCAGCAGGUUUGAUGCAAGUAACCCAUCAGCAAUUACAAUAAAUGAAAAGAAUACUUAAAGGUGGGGUAGGCAGGAUCUGAGGAAAUGCCAGUUUUUUGGGAGAAAUCUUGAAUGUAAACUCUACCCCUCCCAACCAGUUUUCCCAUCAGCUCCUCCUCUCCCCUCCCUCUCUGCUCCAGUAAGCCCCGCCCACAAACAGACGCUCCUCCUCGCUCGUAUCGUUUCAAUUAAAUUCAGAUAUAAUGCAGAUAAAUACUUCAGAUAAUUAGAAAUGGCGCCCAGUCAACGUGAAAGUAAAAAGCAUUGAUGCUACUGUAGAUGCCAACAGACUACCAGCAAACACAAUGUUAGCAGGACUUCUACGACUAGGAUGAAGUGACAUAGUCCAGGACCCGAGGUCAACAGUUUAGCGGCGCUACAACACACAGCAGGUCCCGCUUGACAAGAAACACUUCUGUUACAGACAUUGAGCUUACUUUGUUAAAGCGGUUUACCUGUCCAGCAGAAAGGUUACAGGGUCCGUAAGAUCCUGAAGCAUCCCCCAUCAUUGUUGACCCGGCUUCUUAGCUCUUGUCCGGUCUACCUCCUUUUUAAGCACCCGUUAUUCUGCCAGAGUCUCCGGAUUCAGCAGGAUUCAGACAAUUUUCUGUACUUUCUGGUUGGUUUCUACUGUGUGAUAUUAUAGCACGCUAACUUUGUUUGGGCUCCUGAACGACACAGGGGAGCAGUGUCCGCCUCACAACCAAUCAGAAUGGGGGAGGCGGGGAAUGGCUUUGUUCACAGUCAGAAAAUUUUAAAAUGUUGACUACACAGACAAAACAAAACACAGUGAUAUUGUCACCAAAUGUCAUCAAUGACUGAUAGCUAUGGACUGAUAUUAAAAGCUUUGUUGUAUAUACACCACAAAAAAAAAGAUGUUUCUUUAACAGAUUCCUGCCUACCCCACCUUUAAAUACAUAAACACAGUGCUAUAAAAAAUAAGAAUAAAAUGAAUCAAAAUUAACUUAAAAUUUUGCCAGAAGUUCACUUAAACUCAAUUGAAAGCCAGGGAGUAACAGUUUCUGAAUGCAUUCAUUUGUAGGUCCAGCUGCUCCAACAAAAUGGCAACCAGUUAACAAUAUUAACAUGAAAACAGCCCAAACUGCAGAUUUCUAUCAAGGCCGGAGUUGCAGGAAAUGAAACAAACACUUCCACUGUUUUUAUGCCAAAGGAAUUCAUGAAAAACACCAAAAUUCAAUUCCUGCUGUAGGAACUGGCAGCAUGAGCGUAGGUGUUAAAGAAUAACUCUGAUGUCUGCCAAGUUGAUAUUUAUGUAAGAAGGUGCACAGCACAGGGUUAAAUACAGGAUUAGAUAUAUGUUACCUAACUUUACUUACUUUGUUUGUGACCUUAGUCAGAUCUAAAUUCCAGCUGUAAAAACAAAUUCUGGUUGUGCACUAUUUCAAUACCAUAGGCUGCAAUUUUUUUAUUUGAGUCUAUCUGUGUGCUUGUGUGUAUGAUUGUGUGCAUUUGAAAAUGUGUGCUUGUGUGUGUGAAUCUGGGAGUUUGCCUGUUUUCAUAAAUGUGCAUAUGUGGACACGUGUGUAUGUAUGUAUGUAUGUAUGUGCGUGUCUGUGUGUGCUUCUUGUAUAUUAAUUGACAGGCCUCAAGACCAUUGUGGGUGCUCUGAUCCAGUCUGUGAAGAAGCUGUCGGAUGUGAUGAUCCUGACCGUCUUCUGUCUCAGCGUCUUCGCUCUGAUCGGGCUACAGCUGUUUAUGGGAAACCUUAGGCAAAAGUGUGUCAUCUGGCCGAUCAACAUGACCGAGCAAACCCUUGCAAAUGGCAGCAGAGGCUUUGACUGGGACGAAUACAUCAUGAAUAACAGUGAGUGAUUAUCUUGAAACUCAAUACUGGCUCCUCAUAUUAAAAAGUAGGCUCAACAGAAACUGCAUCUUGGUAACAAUUUGCCUUUAAAGAACUUUUGAAAUCUUUUAAUUUUGAUGAUUCAUGAAACUUACAAACAUGUAGCGUUCUCAGGUAACACACAUAUUCGCACAGCGACUAAUGUACUGACUGUUCUUGGUUUUUAUAGCUAAUUUCUACUUCCUCCCGGGUCAACUUGAUGCUCUGCUUUGCGGAAACAGUUCAGACUCAGGGUAAGUUAGCAUCUGACUUCCUACGUACAUAUCUUUAAGCUCUAUGUGUCCUACUCUUUUAGCAUUUCAUUGAUUAAAAUAAGUUGAUGUUAAAACCGCAUAGUAAGGUCAUUGCAUCUAAAAGGUUGUAUUCGGAAAAUUUAAGCUACCAAACAUUAAUUUAUAAUUUGUGACCCUGCAAAUAAUCAGCUACAAAAUUCACAAAUACCGCAGCGAAGCUUUUUUAUGUUCAUAAUAUACAAGAUGGUUCUGUUGUGCACUAGUAAACAAACUGAGCAUGUAAGAUUGUUUUGAUCAUGAUGAUUACUGGACCACAGAACCUCUCCUGAUCCAUCCUUUGAGUGAGGCAUUAAUGAAUGGAGGAACAGAUAAAUGGAUGGUUUCUUUGACACUGAAAAUGCCAUGACUCCUAUUUGGAUCAUGCUAAAGUGGCAGAUAUCUGUCACUGAUUCUGGUUUAUUCUUUUGUGUUCCUUUCAGACGUUGUCCAGAAGGUUUCACAUGUAUGAAAGCUGGAAGGAACCCCAACUACGGUUACACAAGCUUUGACAGCUUCGGGUGGGCUUUCCUCACCCUUUUCCGACUCAUGACCCAAGACUUCUGGGAAAAUCUUUACAUGCUGGUAAAGCAAUAUUAUACUUCAUUCCCCUGUCUCUCCUUUGUGUGAAACUGACUCAUAAAGGUCUUAAAAAAACCUUUUAAAAACUGGUAACAAAGCACAUGCAGCAGGUCCCAGAGAAACAAAGAACCCCCCUGUGCAGUGCUAAUGAUAUUGUCUUCCCUUUCUCAUAAAAAAUGUACACAUGCUCAUCCUUUUACCUGCAUGAAUCAGCAAAAGUGCCUCUCAGCAGCUCCUCCCUCAGCUCAACUGCCCUCUGAACAAAAUGAAAGGAAGGACAGUUGAUUAGUUAAGGUAGGAGUGUGUGUCUCUGCCCGUCGUAAAAAUCCUGAAAAAUCAUGUUUACAUCUCCACUGGAGCAAUGAACAAAAGUGAAUUAAUUUGAUGACCUUGAGCUCAUUAUUUAGAAAUGAAUGAACAAUAUGAUACCACUGUAUCUUGGGGUUCUCUCACUUUGUCAGGUAUACAAGUGGAUCAACAAAAAUUGCAGUAUCAUGACAGUUCACCAGCUUUCCUUUCAUCCCUCUUUAAAUCUGCACCACUACAGGCAGAACAAUAGCCCAGGAAAAGAAACAGCAGUGAUGCUCACCUGACUAGAUGACAGAAUAGAAAAGCACUGUUAAAAAAAACUCCUCCACAAAGAUUCAUUCCAUUUUAGACUUCCCAGUGGGAAAAAUAUUUAUUUAAAAGCAUUGUGAUCCAUGUUAAAGGAAGGUUUCCACAAGAGGUUUUCCUCAGGCUACAGCGAGUGAGCUACCUCAAAAAAUGUGUGGCUAUCAAGAGUGCACUGCACUUCAUUCCCCACCUUCUCUUGUGAAGGUCCCCCUGCUUCUUACAGUGGGGCUGUUGUGCUUAUUUCCUUGCUUAUUAUCACCAUCCCUCUGAUUACUUCUUAGCAGCUUUACAUGAUUUACUGUUCAACAAAUCCUUAACAUAUUUCAGGCUGCUGUCUUUAAAAACCUUGAAAACAGCCUCUGUCUGACAUGCUUCAUUUAAGCCACUGUCCCUUUAAGGCACCCCUAGCAUUCCAGAACCCAGCAUUUUGGAGGCCUCCUUUACUGUUGCCAUGCAACAAAGUUUUUUUUUCUUUUUUUUCGUAAAAUGACAAAUUGGACUUUUCAUGGUGAUUCAUUGUCUGGAGAUGUCACGAUUUGAGCAAAUCUCAGAUUGAUCUUGCUGAAUUCUCACAUUAAUUUUUGAACAAGCCAUUUAGAUCACCCUGUCGUCUCAUGUAGGGAUUAUUUCAACACAUAUUAUCAUUGUAAUCUGAAACUUUGCUCAUGUGUAGUACUGAUGGUUAUUUUUUUAAUAGACUAUAUUUGAAAACUUUUAGGUUUUUUUCAAACACGACAGAGGAAGACAAGGACAAAUUUAAUACCAAAAAAAAACCUGCCAGUUCACAGGAGAACAGGAGUCCGGGAAAAAAGAGUCCAUGUCAGAUCAAAUGAUGCAGUGUCUAGAGGUCAGGAGUCCUUAGAGGGAUGUUCCGGCAUAAAAUUAAUUUGCCUAAUUUCUUUAGCAAAGAGAUGAGUCAAAGAAAUGAGUCAAAGUUAAAAAGAUGUUUGGUGGCUAGGACCUUAUAUGUCCUGUUGAUGAAGUUAGGUGCUGUUCUGAGCAUUAUUUGUGGCUACAGAAUGGUGUUUUGGUUGAGGUUUGUUUAUGGCUCCUCAGACCGCUGUGUAUUGCUAUCAUACAGUCGUUACUAAAGUUGGUAUAACUAGAGAAGCAAGCGGUCGGCAACAUUCAUCUCUAGAGGGGGUGUCUAACUUGGUGUUACGGCGUUUUUGACCCCAAAUUAAUUUUAUGCCGGAAUAUCCCUUUAAGGCUGGCAUCAGAUGAGGUCACAGACAUCAUCAUUGAUUCCACAAUUAACAACACAAUACAAAAAUCUAAGCACUGAACAAGACAAUAAAAAAACUGAUGUCUUACAUAUUAACCUAACAUUUGUUUUCAAAAUCCACUUAGUACUUAACUGUGUUCAGUGGGAGUGACCUUAACAUUUUUCUGAUCUGAUCCAGCCUAAACCCACCUCAGCUGCAAAGCUCCUGUGAGUAAUUUUUAGCCAAUAAUGAAACAGACUAAAAUUAACACUGGUGCUUCUGUUUAAGCCAAUAAAGCAAAAACAAACAAUUGAUUAUUUUAUUGUAAUGAUUUCUAAUGCCUUUAAGUGCUGCCAGCAGGUAGAUGUCAGUCAAGGUAAUUUAUUGCUCACUGCCAAAACAUCCUUUGUUUACAUUUUCCAUCCUACAGAUUCGUGACAUGUCUGUUGAAAAAAAAAAGGCAGAAUCAGAUAAUCAGAUUUUUGUCGGAAAACAUGACUUAAACACCAAUAAUUGAUUCCACUUUGUCUAUAGUGGGCAACAAAGUAAUGCAAUCUAAAAGUUCCUCACAGGAGAUUCAAAUCUUCUCAUCAUCCUGUGUGUCUGAUUGCUCCUCAUUGCCUGUCUGUGUUUAUCUAUUAGACUCUACGUGCUGCAGGGAAGACAUACAUGAUCUUCUUUGUGCUGGUCAUCUUUGUGGGCUCCUUCUAUCUGGUGAAUCUCAUCUUGGCUGUGGUGGCCAUGGCCUAUGAGGAGCAGAACCAGGCCACUAUUGAGGAGGCAGAGCAGAAAGAGGCGGAGUUUAAAGCCAUGCUAGAGCAGCUCAAAAAGCAGCAGGAAGAAACACAGGUGUGUCCCAUUCUCUUUCUUUCUGACACACUAUUACUCAUUUCUCUCGGUUUAUGAUAAUCAUCUGUCUUUUUUUUUUCCCAGGCUGCUGCCAUGGCGACUUCAGCAGGCACAGUGUCGGAGGCAGCAUUAGAGAACGAGGGAGGGGGGCAACUGUCCCGCAGCUCUUCUGAAGUUUCCAAACUGAGCUCAAAGAGUGCCAAGGAACGCCGUAACCGCAAGAAGAAAUGGCGUCAGAAAGAGCAGGAGAAGGAGAAGGGAGACAGUGAAAAGGUUGUUAAGUCUGAGUCAGAUGAUGGCAGCAAGAAAAGUACUAUUCGUUUCCCAGGAAGCCGGCUGGGGAGGAAGACAUCCAUCAUGAACCAGGUAAACUCAAAGUGUUGAAUUAUGCAGUCAAGGCAGUCUGUGUUUGAUCAAACAUGUGGACAUAUGAUAUGACUGAUUUUUCCAGGUAUAUUUCUUGAUCCAGUUGUGCAAGAUACACUUUCAAGCAACCAAAACCAUAUUUGGUUAUACUUGAAUCUUAGUAGUACCACUUGUUUAGUUGUAAUGAGAUUGAGGAAACUACUUUGACAGCAUUGCAGAAGUGGAUUAUGUGAGUGUGUAACAUAAAAUAUAAUAAUCUGUUUAGUAUGCUGGAUUUAGACAAGUCUUGAAUUCUACCUGAGAUCCCUGCAAAGGCAAGACACUUGUAUUUUAUGUGGUGUGCAUUCAUUUGAUAGCUCCUCCUUGUCAAAGUAAAAUUGGUAUUUUUUUUCUUUUCUGUUCUUCAGUUCAUUCUUGUUCACUAUUUGCUUUACUUACUAUCCUCACCGUGUUUACACAUCACCUAACUCCUGCUGUUUUUAAUAAACCUCCCAUCUCUCUCUCUCUCUCUCUCUCUCUCUCUUUGUAUCCAUUUCCCACCCCUCAGUCACUCCUCAGUAUCCCAGGCUCUCCCUUCAUGUCGCGCCACAACAGCCGGAGCAGCAUCUUCAGCUUCAAAGGCCGCUCCAAGGACAUGGGCUCGGAAAACGAGUUUGCAGAUGAUGAGCACAGCACGGUAGAGGAGAGCGAGGACCGUCGAGGCUCUCUGUUUAUCCCUUACCGCCGCAACAGCUACAGUGGCUACAGCCAGGGCUCGUCACGUAUCCACCCGCUGGCACCCCACUCUGGAGGCAAGAGGAACAGCACGGUGGACUGCAAUGGCGUGGUGUCUCUCAUCGGCCCUGGGCCUGGCAGACGGCUUCUGCCUGAGGUGAAAAUAGAUAAGGCAGCCACUGAUGACAGUGUAAGGACGUCCAUGGGACACCAAUACAGUUUAGGCAUGAUGGUGGUGGCCCUGGUCUCUGCAGCUUCUCCUUUACCACCUCCUUCCCUUGGCUCUUGUUCUAGCUCCUUUUCCUCCCCCUAAAUAGAGUCUGUCUUAUUAUUUUGUCUUUAACUUCUACUGACAGCCAUGCCCUAACCUGAUAACCCUUUUCAGCUGGUCAUAUUACAACUCUAAUGGUGCUAAUCGACUGUAACAGUACCCGAAAACUCAGUGCCUUACAAACACCAUGGUUAUCAUUUCAAUAAUUAACAUCUAACAAGCAAAGAUUUUUUUUUUCAGUUUUUCCCCUAACAAUUUCAUCACCAAGCUUAUGCAUAUACAGCCAUGGUCAUUCAUACAUGGCUAUUAAAUUAUUUUACUUAGGAAAAAAAUUACUUAUGUACUUUAAGUAUCCUGUUCCCAAAGGCUUUCCACAUCCAGACUCCCACAGAUUCACCCACCUCUCUGUUUUUUUUUUCAAAUUUCACUUUCUAUUCCCCACCUCUCUGUCCUCCUCUUAUCAUGUUUUAUCCUCUGCUCCUGAGCCACUGGAUGGUGCAAGAUCUCCAAUCCUCUACUCUAAUCUGAACCUCUUUUUCUGUAACAAUAUUCUUUUUCAUUCAAGCUAGCAUGGUAGCCCCCCCUUUAUUCUUGACCAGUGUACCUGCUUUUGUCUUUUACCUUUCUUCAAAUGUAGCAUGGGGUAUGAAUCUUGAAUUCCCCUCUGUUCUUGACAUGCAUGCGAUUGCAUGCAGUUAAAUGCUGUUGAUUUAGGGGUUGUAGAGGUUUUAUUCACAGUACCAAGAGCAGGUCUAAGAAAGAGUACCGUAAAUUCUCAAAAUAGAUCUGUCACUUCAAUAACUUCUGCAGAUGUUAAAGAAAGAAAUCUGGCAAAACUGGAAAGCAAAUCGUAUGCUCAAAACGUUCUGUGUUUAUGUCCUGCAAAGUAAGGCAAAAUUUGAGAAUUUACCGUAUAAAUUUGAUGUGCUACAUGAUAUGACACAGGAACAGCUUAGAAUGGGCAAAUAUCUAAUUUUGGGGAAUCAGUUAUGCAGUAUAUUAGGAUUUUUGUCUUCUGAUCAGACCUAAACGGGAUUAUUGGUCUGUAGAGCUUUGGAGCAUGAGCUGUAAUGUGUGAUAUUUGUGGCUGUGAAUUCAUACUGGUGCUACCUCUGAUUUAUAUUAUGUUGAUCUCUGAGCGCAGACUACUGACGUGGAGAUAAAGAAGAAGCACUCUGGCUCUCUCAUGGUGUCUGUGGAUCAGCUCAACUCCUCCUUCAAAGGAAAAGAUCGGGCAAACAGUCAGAUGAGCAUGGUCACCAACACACUAAUAGAGGGUACAGAUGAUGCAAAUCCUUCUUCUCUUUUCUUACUCCGUUUCAUCCAGGAUUUAAUGUCUACAUGCACAAUCACAGGACCUGUAUAUUUGAACUGUGGUUAGCUUUGCGUUUAUAGCUGUGGUUGAAUAUGUGUUCUUGUUGUUUAUGUAAACAGCCUGCAUUAGACACAGGUAGGGCUGGGCAAUAUGGGAAAAAUUUUAUCACAAUAUAUAUUUUUUUUGUAUCAGUCGAUAUUGAUAUUUAUCACGAUAUUAAAAAAAUCACGUCAGUCUUAAAUGUUCCCUGUUACUCUUGAAUGAAAUUUAACAUGUACUUUACAUAAUUUACAGUACACAUUACUGUACUUCAUGUCCGACCUCAAAAAAACAAAAUACCUCCACACCACCGAUUCAUUUUCCUUUUUCUCACCAACAGUGCUGUCGGCUUCACGUGUUUAAGUGCUAUGAUUGCGUGUAGCUGCAGCCUGCUAGUAUGCAGUUGUUUGCUACUUGGUUCCAAUUCAGCACAUGAUUGGUUUAGCGUGACCCUGAGCAACUCCCCUUUUCAUUUGCCAUUCUUGUAGUCUACCAAAACAUGGCAGAAUGCCGGAUAUCGAAAAACAUAUUGACCAUGUUUCAUAUCGAUAUCGAGGGAAAUUAAUUUUUGAUAUAUAUCAUAAUCAUUUGUCACCCAGCUCUCGAGACAGGUAUGGAAAUUGAACAAGAAGUUAGAUGUUGACAAACUCCACCUCUCUAUUGUAAAUGUGGCGUCAAAAACCUCAAGUAGUUACACAAAAAAUGGCCCAUAUGUAUGGUUAGAUUCUAAAGUGAUGCUGUGUUUGUGUAACUUUAGGGACCCAGACUUUUGUGUCUUUUUUUGUCUUAGCUCUUUUGUUUUUCCUGCUCUCUCCCCUAACCCUCCCUGCAGAGUUGGAGGAGUCUCAGAGAAAAUGUCCGCCCUGCUGGUACAAGUUUUCCAACACCUUCCUCAUCUGGGAGUGCUGUCCCUUUUGGCUGAAGCUCAAACACAUAGUCUACUUGAUCGUCAUGGACCCGUUUGUUGACCUGGCCAUCACUAUCUGUAUUGUCCUCAACACUCUCUUCAUGGCCAUGGAGCACUACCCCAUGACUGAGCACUUUGAGGGGGUCCUGGCAACUGGCAACUUGGUGAGAAAGGACCGAUUUUCUUCUUUUUCUUUCUAACAUGACUGCUGAUAAACCAUGAAACAAUUUUAUAUCCGCAUAAGCUACAUUAUCUCUGCUAAAGCUUUCCAAGUUCAGUUUGCUCCACCUCCAUAACCUCAAACCAAUACAUCAAUGCAUCAUUUGGUAUGUGCACUUAAGAAUACCCACGGCAAAAGUGAAUAUAGGACACUGAUGGGGUCUCAUUAAAGAUUUAGUUCCAUUUUAAUGCAGCCUGCCAGCCUGCUCCCCAAACUCCCAUCACCCCACUCUUCUACUUCCGCUACACCCUGCUUACCUCCACUCUACUGAACUCUGACUCACUCUAUCUUUCUCUCUCUUUAACACACACAUGCAGACACACUCAAAGUCGCAGUCAUGAUAACACAUCUGUCCAGGACUGUUAAGGCUGAUUACCUAUCAACAAAUUGUGCCGCAGAUAUUUUGAUCUGUCAGUGCUCUGCCCUUGCUGUCAGGUACCAGCGUAGCCCAGCUGUCUAAGGGCAGCACGAUUGGCACAGAACCAAUGUUAAGACAGGAAAUGAGGUCAUAAGGAUUGGCACCCUGUCAGGAAUAAAACAGGAACUGAAGCUGGAGGAAUCAGCCUGAUGGAUGGUGCAGCAUGAAUCAUUGGGUGUUCUCUGCAGCACUGAUUGGAUACAAGAUAAGCUGUUUGACGACAAGGAAAAGCUCAGAAAAACUACAGUCUCUUGUGCUCUUUGCUGAAACACGGACACUCAGCUCCAUGACCUUGCACUGUCAGAACAGUCCUCACUCUCAGCAGAUCUCAGUUCAUUUUUAAUGAGAACCAGGUGAAGUUAAAGCAACUGAAGCACAGCUGUUUUUUCUUAUUUUGCACUCAAUUCUCCUCAAGGUGAAGUAAAAUUGAGGUGUGUUGCAAUAUUGCACUGUCAUUUUAAAGAAGUUGCAUCGUUAAUGUCAUUCAGCCUAAAAGGUUACUUUCAAGGGCAUUUUUUGAAAUUGUAUUUUAAAAGCUGGACAGAAGAGAAGGAGGCGAUUAUUUUGGUAAAAUUGCCUUCUCCCUCAGGUUUUAUAAAGUCCGAGUCUCAUGAAACAAAACUACACUUAUGCUACUUUCAGAAAAGCCCUCAGCAGUGCUGUCACAAUAGGUUGAUCUUAAAGGGAUAUUGUGGUGUAAAAUUAAAUUAUGGUCAAACACCCCGAGUUAGACACCCCCUCGAGAGAUGAACGUUGCCAACCGCUUGCUUCUCUAGUUAUACCGACUUUAGUAAUGACCGCACUCUAGCAAUACGAAGACCCACGUGCUCAACCAAAACGCCACUCUAUAGCCACAAAUAAUGCUCAGAACAGCACCUAACUUCAUCAACAGUACAUAUAGGGUCGUAGCCGCAGCACUAGCCACCAAACAUCUUUUCAGCUUUGCCUAAUUUCUUUAGCAAAGAGACUAAACACAACUCACCUACUCUCUUCUAGCAGCUGCUUGUUUGUAGCGAAACCUCGGGCCAGCCCAUUAUGGACUACAGCAGGGUGACGCAGCUCAAGGAAGAACAUUUAUGAUCAUAUUUAAUGGAAAUGUAAUCAGACAGAGACGCUUAAGCAGAAGAAUUACCGCGUCUGCAGUGUCAAAUGACUAAUAUGAUGAUUAUUACUUCAAGGAAAUGAUAAAGUAUUGAUGUGUAUUGCUAUCGUGCGGUUGUUACUCAAGUUGGAAUAACUAGAGAAGCAAGCGGUCUGCAACAUUCAUUUAUCGACGGGGUGUCUAACUCGGUGUUACAGUGUGUUUUACCCUAACUUAAUUUUAUGCUGGAAUAUCCCUUUAAAUAUCCAACACUUACAGCAAUCAUAAAUCUUACACAAAUCUAUUAUUUUACACUGACUGUUCCUUUUAAUCAAUCAGUGAAUUUAUGUUUGAUUCUUAUUAUUGAUUCAUAUUUUUCCUUUUCAAUACUGAUGUGGGAUGUACAAAUUUGAGAGAGCCUUUCCACAGACAAAGAGCUAAUUUAUUCAUUUGUAUAUGAUAAAAAAAAACCACAGCUACACAGGCGUGUAAGAAGGUGUGAGGAAAACUGUCCCUCUGGUGCUCCUCAGUGUGGGGAUCCAAAUAUAAACUGAUUUAAAAGAUCUGAGGCACUCUGAGCUUAAUUUAUUCAAAAGCCUUUUUUUCCAGAGCUACAGACUUGUUAAAAAAAUACCAAUGCUUUUCAGCCAUCAGUGGAGAAGGUACAAAAUAGUCACUCAGCUGUCACAUGAUCACUUUGGUCACAUGAGUGAUGUAAACGGGUUAAAUGUUAGAAUAACACUGCAGUCCUAUAAUACUGCUGUAAUGUUCUAUUUUGAGACAUCAGUGGCAGCCAUCUUGGUUGUUUAUAACAAUUAUGCUCUGUUGCUUGAACAGAGAUCAGAAGAUACAUUGUGGUGUCUAUGUAUCAGUAAUUAAAAAAGCACAUAAAACAAAGAUAAACUGGAUUUUUUUUUUUCUCCCAGGUUUUCACGGGUAUCUUUGCCGGAGAGAUGUUUGCCAAGCUGGUCGCCAUGGAUCCCUACUAUUAUUUCCAGGAAGGCUGGAACUGCUUUGAUGGCUUCAUUGUGACUCUGAGUUUAGUGGAGCUGGGACUGUCCGACGUGGAGGGUCUGUCAGUGCUCAGGUCAUUCCGAUUGGUGAGUGGGAGAGAGUUUCCCUGGAUCUGUUUGCCUCCUUUGGCGACAUAGAAGUUAGAAAUAGUCCUCUUUUAACACAUUUUUUUCUCUAUAAAGCUCAAAAUCGAUUCAAGUGUGCCUCUUACAACACUCAAACAAGCAAGUUAAUCCAGUCUUCUGUUUCUCUGUAGUUAAGAGUCUUCAAACUUGCCAAAUCAUGGCCCACCCUCAACAUGCUGAUCAAGAUCAUCGGUAAUUCUGUAGGAGCUCUGGGUAAUCUGACUCUUGUGCUGGCCAUCAUCGUCUUCAUUUUUGCCGUGGUGGGCAUGCAGCUGUUUGGCAAAAACUACAAAGACUGUGUGUGUAAGAUCGCCCAGGACUGUGAGCUGCCUCGCUGGCACAUGAACGACUUUUUCCACUCCUUCCUGAUCGUGUUCAGAGUGUUGUGUGGGGAGUGGAUUGAGACCAUGUGGGACUGCAUGGAAGUGGCUGGGCAGUCCAUGUGUCUUAUCGUCUUCAUGAUGGUCAUGGUCAUUGGAAACCUGGUGGUAAGAAGACACAGAUUAUACUAUAGCUGCAAGUAUGUGUAAGUAAGCUGUCCUAGUUUUACUCCAUUUAACACUUCGGUGGUGUUUUUUUUUUUUUUACGUGAGGUGCUGAACCUGUUCCUUGCCUUGCUGCUGAGCUCAUUCAGUGCAGACAACCUUGCUGCCACAGAUGAUGAUGGUGAGCCCAACAACCUCCAGCUGGCAGUGGCUCGCAUUCAUACAGGGAUCGCCUGGCUCAAGGUUAACGUUAGGCUGUUUGUGGCCACAGUCCUCAAGAAGGUAUCAUGUAAUUCUCCAUCUAUAUGAAUAACUAUUUCUUGUUGUUUUUUUAGCUGCAGCUGUUACAUCCAUUAUCCUGUCUUUGUAUAUGUUUUUUUAUCUCUGUCGUUUGAACAUACAGCCCAUAGAAGAUGAACAGAAGCCCUUGGACGAAAUGUACGAGAAGAAGCUCAACUGCAUCGCAAACCACACGGUGGAUAUCAACCGUGAACUGGACUAUGCUAAAAAUGGCAAUGGGACAACCAGCGGCAUUGGGAGCAGUGUAGGGAAGUAUAUGAUUGAUGAAGACUACAUGUCCUUCAUCCACAACCCCAACCUCACCGUCUGUGUUCCCAUCGCUGUUGGCGAGUCGGACUUUGAAAACCUCAAUACAGAAGACUUCAGCAGUGAAUCGGAUGUGGAAAACAGCAAAGAUGUAAGUAAGAAGGAGAGAUAAGAGUGAGAAUGAAGGAAAGAUGUUUACUGACUGCAAUGGGCUCCUUGCUUUACAGUUUAAUGGGAAAAAAGGGAAUUGGAUUAUUUGAUUGUGGAAGUUAGAUGAUUUUUAUUUAUUUCCUGAAGAUCAUGAAUGAAAACAUCUUUUUCUUGCAACAUGCUCCAAACAAGCUAUUAUGUUUCUAAAAGAGAUGAUUGAAACAUACCAUGAGGUGAUGUAAUGCGUCUGUGUGCACAUGUGUGAAUGUGGUUGUUAGUGCCCAUGCAGCAUUUUCAGAUCCAUUUAGUAGGGCUUGAGCUGCAGAGCUGAAGACAUUGAAUUUAUUUGACAUUUUCGAACAUCCGUUUAGACACAAGAGCUGUACCAAUGAGCCUGAGUGCUGACUCUGGGGGACCAGAUAGAGAGGCAGUUUUUAACCAGGCAACAGAAGGAGAGACACACCGUUUCCUGAAUAGUGCAAAUGUGUGAAAAUGGUGAGGCAGAGCUUGUAGUGAAGUAUGAUUCAUGGGUCACCUUGACCUGGUUUGUAGUUGGGGAGGAGAUAAUGCAGUAGUAUCACUACUGUACCUGCACCAGGUCUAUAUUCCACUGUGCUUCCUCCACCAACCACACACCAAUCCUCCCUGCACCACAGCCAGCCACAGGGAACACUGCAGGAGGGGACACAGACAGAGCCGCUGACAGCCAAUCAGAGAGGCAGGAAUCCAUCGGGCUGUUUGGUAGAAAGGGAGAAGAAAGAGAGGGAGCAGAGAAGAAUGUGAAUGCAGCCUUUGCUGACGACAUAAGAUUGUAAAGUGCAGUAUCAUUCUCGAGUGAAUUGAAUAGCCUGAAUGUCUUUGCAUGUGUGCAAAAGUGUGUGUUUAUAGUCUAUUGCAAUAAGGCUGCUGUUCUGCUAGUGUUUAGUUAGUUUGCCCUGCAUCACCUUGACCUUUUGUUAAGAUAUGGCAUGAUUUAUUGGUACAGGUGAGCUUCACCAAGACACUUGAAUCUAAGUUUUUUUAAAAUAUGGCACCAAAACAGGAGGAUAGUGGACUAGACCGAGAGAACGAAAUAAUCAAACAAAAGCAAAGUAGAAAAAGAGGGGUGGGGGGAUACAUGAUGCAUAUUUCUAAACCUAUGCUAAGACAAAAAUAGAUUUUCAUCUACAAUGAAUAAAACUGGAUGCUAUUUUUAUCAUCACCUCUAUGACUGAACAAUUAUAGUCAUGGGAAAAAAAAUAUAAUAAUUUUUUUUUUUUAAAUCGUAAUAUUGUCCCAGUAUUCUUAAUAAAAGUUCCAGUUCUCAUACUGCCAAAGAAAACAAAAACAGCUGUUUAAUAGAAAUACACUGAGAUAAAACUGGGAUUAAAAACUGUGAAUGUGAACUUCAUUGUUUAGUCAUACAUGGUGAUAUUAGGAGUACUUAUGUUGUGGUUUAUGAGUAGUAGUAACAUUGAUAACAAGUAUUCAGUCAAAUUUGUACUUUUUAAAAACAUGUUUCUCGACUCUGUCAUUGUCCUCAUGUCUACAAGUAUUUGCUUGUUCUUUCAUUGCAAACAAACUCGUCAUCACCAAAGAAUCUUUAUGUAUGCAUGUAUGACAAUGACCGUGAUUACCAGUGUGAUUAAUCACUUGUCCAGUUAAAUUAGUUUCCUGUCAACUGCUAAUAACACUGCAGUGUAGGAGGUGCUGCAGGGGGAUCUAGCUUCUCUACAUGGCUCUAACAUGUUUACCCCCAGUAAUAAAUCAUGCCCUGGACAGAAACCCAAAGGGAAAUUAAUAUAAUGGCUGCACUGGCAGUGUGCCGCUGCUACCUGCCUCCAACUUCUUACUGCUACAAGUCUAUGAAGCUCAGAGAGAAAGUCAGAAGUUGAGUUGACCCCACCGGUGCUCUGUUUGUCCUAGCUGGAUGACACCAGUUCGUCUGAGGGCAGCACAAUAGACAUUAAACCUGAUGUGGAGGAAGUGGCGGUAGUAGAGGUCGUGGAGGAGUACGUUGACCCUGAUGCCUGCUGGACAGACGGUAGGUGGUGUUUAAUAACUUACUGCUAAAGACAUGAUAACACUUAACAAAAAGCAGUGAUUAAUUUACACUGCAUGUAUGCAUUUGUCUCUUCUGUACCCAACACUAAAUGUGUUUUUGAUUGUCAUGCAGAGUGUGUGGCCAAAUACAAGUGCUGCGAUGUUCCCAUCACUCACGGCUGGGGGAAACACUGGUGGUUCUUGAGGAAGACCUGCUAUCUGAUAGUGGAACACAACUGGUUUGAAACCCUCAUCAUUUUCAUGAUCCUGCUCAGCAGUGGAGCCUUGGUAAGGCCACAAACACACACACAAACACACACACACAUUCAUAACAUACAUCGACACAGCAGAGUGGAUGCUUCCACUUUUUACACAUGACGCUGCUAUUUGUGCCUUCAGAUUUUGAUAUAAUGCACCCCUCAAUUGAAGUUUCUCAUUGCUUCACUGAUGAUAAACACAGGGAAUAACGUAAACACAGAUCAAAACAAUAAUCUGCAUUCGUUCACUGAAAGUGGUUAUCUUAUAAGGGAAUAUGCACACAAAUCCACGUGCUGCUUUUCUUCUGCAUCUGCUCUUAAUAUGAUUGUUGCUAAUGGACAGCAAAGUGCUUUAGUGCACCAACCUUUCAGCCGGCAGAAUCCAGCUUAGGUUUGCAGCUUUGUGGAGGGGGAAGAGGCCAAAUCAAAACACUAAUGCGCUGAAGAACGGAUACAGCCAAUGGAGAAGGGUAGAAGAGAGGGAAUGAGAAGUCUGGUUUGACUCGUCAGUAAAUGCUGUUUUUCUGUCUUUGUACAAAACUCUGUCUGGGAAAGUUAAACAAAUUUACACAUGUGAAAAUGUUCGAAAAAGAGAAGCCCAGGUCACUCAUUCAUUGGAGAAUUUAAAAAGCAUCCUGGUGAAUGAUUAUAAUGGAUGAUAAAUAUGUUAUGCCAUUAUCCAUCCAGUUAAGUCAUUUGAAACAAAAAGCAUGAUAUACCAGAGACAAAUGCUAAAAAGAUAUCAGUACAGCUUUUGUUGACAUGAAGAUUCUCUGUUUUCCUCAAGGCCUUUGAGGAUGUGUACAUAGAACAAAGGAAGACAGUUCGCAUCAUUCUGGAGUAUGCUGAUCGAGUUUUCACCUACAUUUUCAUCCUGGAGAUGUUGCUGAAAUGGGUGGCGUACGGCUUUGUGAAAUACUUCACUAAUGCCUGGUGUUGGUUGGACUUCUUCAUUGUAGAUGUAAGUACAUUUACACACCAAUUUCUCAUUCACUACUAUUGUGUCAAUGCUAUCUUUGUAAAUGGAUCUACAAAAAAGUCUUGUUGGUCAAUGAACUUAACCAUUUGCCAGGCUCCAACAUGAUCGUUUUAAGAAUCUGGAAAGUUCAUUUUGUUCAGUUUUUUAGCAUUAUUAUUAAAAAUUUCCUCUUUAAAUUUUUCUUUUUCACAUUUCUGUCCAAAUUAGAUAGGGCAGCUGCAGGGUGAUAGGAAACAUAAGAGCGGGGAGUGGAGGAAUACAUGCAGCAAAGGGUCAGAGCAAGAUGUUAAACCAGCAGACAGUGCCAUGAAGACAGCUCUGUACAUGGGGCAUGUACUGAAACUGCUGAGCAAAGAGGUGGCCUUAAAGGGAUAUUGCAGUGUAAUUAAGUUUUGGUCAAACACACCGUAACACUGGCCCCGGUAACAUGGGUAGUUUUCCUCAAUCUGAUUGAAAUCAAUCAGAUUAAGUGAAUCUGAUUCCAUCUGUAUACAUGAACUUUAAGUAAAGAGAUCCACGUUCAGUCCGCGUUUUCAUGGCCCCAGCUGAAUCCAAUUGUAUUGUAUUGUAUCAAUGGGAAUUGUUAAUAGGAACCAUUGUUUUAGUUCCGUUUUAGAGUUGCGCACGGAUGUGUUUGUGUGUGACACCACCGGAGUUACCAGACCGAGCAGAGUAAGGAACCCUAUGUGUCGAAGUUUAAUAAAAGUUUAAUCCAGCCGGGUUACACAGCAAGAAGUGUACGCAUCGUCAGUCGCACGAAACAACACACUUUAACACUCCACCGUCCAGUUUUUCUGUUUGUUCGCCAUGUUUGUUUUCGUUUGGGCUCGCUCUGCGUAUGUCACUACGUGCCUCUUACGUACUACCGAGCGCCUGCGCAGACCAAACAAGCCUCUCUCUAAACCCAAUCCGCUCCACUCAGCCGUAUAUACGGAGCAUGGAGCGGAUUAUCAAUCGGUGUAGACUACCUCUUACAAUCCGACCCGAAAUACAAUCAGAUCCGGGUGAAUCAGAUUGGCUAAGGUGUUUAUAUGAGACAUUUUUAAUCUGAUUGACCUUUCAAUCUGAUUGUAAAUAGGAUUUUUGGACCCAUGUUAACGGGGUCACUGAGUUAGACAGCCCCUCCAGAGAUGAAUGUUGUCGACCGCUUGCUUCUCUAGUUAUACCAACUUUAGUGACGACCGCAGGAUAGCAAUACACAGCGGUCUGAGGAGCCAUAAACAAACCUCAACCAAAACGCCACUUUAUAGUCACAAAUAAUGCUCAGAACAGCACCUAACUUCAUCAACAGUACAUAUAGGGUCCCAAUCAUAGUACUAGCCACCAAACAUCUUUUUGAACUUUGUCUAAUUUCUUUAGCAAAGAGACUAAACACAACUCACCUACUCUCUUCCAGCAGCCACUUGUUUGUACAGAGACCUCGGACGAGUCCAUCACUGACUGCAGCGGGGUGACGCAGCUCAAGGAAGAACAUUUAUGAUCAUUUCUUCAUGGAAAUGCAAUCAGACAGAGACACUAAGAUAGAAGAACUACCGUGUCUGCAGUGCAAAAUGACCUAUAUGGUGAUUAUUACUUCAAGGAAAUGAUAAAGUAAUUAUCAUAAAUGUUCUUCCUUGAGCUGCGUCACCCCACUGCAGUCGGUUAUUGACUAGUCUGAGGUCUCGCUACAAACAAGCGGCCGCUGUAAGAGAGUAGGUGAGUCGUGUUUAGUCUCUUUGCUAAAGAAAUUAGGUAAAGCUAAAAAAAUGUUUGGUGGCUAGUUCUAUGGCUAGGACCCUAUAUGUACUGUUGAUGAAGUUAGGUGCUGUUCUGAGCAUUAUUUGUGGCUAUAUAGUGGCGUUUUGGUUGAUGUUUGUUUAUGGCUCCUCAGACCGCUGUGUAUUGCUAUUGUGUGGUCAUUACUAAAGUUGGUACAACUAGAGAAGCAAGCGGUCGGCAAAGUUUGUCUCUUGAGGGGGUGUCUAACUCUGUGGUACGGUGUGUUUGACCAUAAGUAAAGACAACUUGGAGCGUAAUUACAUGAUUUUGUAUACAUUGGUAACACAUACAGACCUGAAAGGUUGAAAGACAACAACAUACAAGCAAUGUUCAGGACUGGAUUUAUUUCAGGCCAAGAGAUUACAUCAGAAAUGAAGUAUUAACUUGUUUGGCUCUCUUUACAGAAGAACUUAUAUCCCUAAAACUCACACCCUCAAUUUGGUAUGAUUUUGAGUACUCAUUAGGCAAUUAUACAUGAGCAUCUCAUAAAACAAAGUAUCAAUGGGCCACAGCUUAAAGAUACAGUGUGUAGAAAUGUGACUAUUUAGCAAUAUUUAGCAUCUGGCUCUUAUGAGGCUCAUUCUUGUUAUCAAAAAAAUAAAACAGUUUAUUCCUGGAUUUUGCUCCAACAUAAACAUGCUGUUUAAUGUCAAAUUAAAUUCCUGCCAAAUCUGUUUUGCAAACUGCCUCUUAUCACUGUAUGUUGCACCUUUAGGAGACAUUUGUGAGGAAAGAGUUUUGUCUGUUUAGAUUUUGGACAACAUUCCCAGACAGUAAAAUCCUGCACUGUUUUUGUUUUAAGUUUAUUUUUGGGCUUUUAUGCCUUUAUUUAGAGGUUUGGACGGUGGCUAGAAAACAGAGAGAGAGGGGGGGGGGGGGUGACAUGCAGCAAAGUGCAAUAGCUUCUUUACAUGGGGCGCCCAGUUUAACCACUUAGCCAAACAGGUUCCUCAAAUCCUUUUAAACUGUAUCUGGUAUGGAAUUAGUGUGUGGAGGAGAAACAGUGGUCUUUGUAGCAGUUAGACAGUAAAAACAUUUCAAUUGUAUGUUAUGUAUUUAUAAUUCACUGGUUGAUUGACAGGGUCUGUGUUUUCCUUGAAGCAUUGGAGGUCAGUGUCGCAUCUACACUGACACAGUAAAUCUCUAUGAACCCUCCUGGUGUGUUUAAGAGCUCCUGUCCCUCAGGACUGCUGAGUCAUUCUGUGUUGGUCUCCAUAAUGAUUACUAUACACACAGUUGAUUUUCUCUGCCUUUUGUGCAUGUGGUGGUAAUGUUAUUUAUAGGUCUAAAUCAAUCCGACAAUAGAAAUUAAGCGUUACAUUAUUUAAUGAGAUUGGGUCCUUACCUCCUUAAAAUACCAGCCAGACUGAGCAUGGCGAGCCAGGUAAACUACAGAAAAGUUAAUGUGUCAAUCAUUAAAUUUGCUAAAAGAAAGGCAACCUGAAUGAAAGGCUUAUAAGUAAUACAUGAUUUAUAUCCUGCAGUGGGGGAAAAAUCAUUGCACAAAUUCCUAAUUCACAUGUAACUUGAUAUUUUGCUGCCCACUUUAAAAUCAGACAAAUCUCCCGAACUGACUGUUUCUCAUAAGUGAAACAAAACAAUAACAAUGUGCAGCAAACACCGCAAUAUAUUUUGUGCGUAUGUGUUCUUUUGACAAGCUGCGCAUUGUGGCAUCUGGAAGUCUUGCUUUGUUCAGUCUGAUGUAUUUCCUGUUAAAACAGAAAGUUAAAAUGGAGCAUAUUACUGCAAAAAAAUCUCAUCACUGCAAGCCAAAGGACUAUUUCAAGGAGGGACCUCUAUUAGAUGGCCUUAUUUAUGUUUGUAACAGUGCAUGAUGUCACUUUGAAGUACUGACUGCUUUUCAGAUGUUUGCACUUUUCCAGAAACUGAAAAGCAUCCCUGCAGCGUGCCUUUAAAUUAUGUCAUGUAAAUAAAAACAGUUCCGAGAUUUAUGUCUGAAAUCUGGAGCAAAAGUCUGAAUCAGUGAAAAAAAUUGCAGUGGCAAAUAUUGAAUUUACAGCUGAGUGUAUGGCUGAUUUUUUUGUUGCUGUUUUAAGAUUUCUGAGACAACAUAAUUGAGUCCUACUGUACAUAUAGGAAAAAAACAAAGUUGUCCAGACGUUUUGGUGAUUUCUAAAGUUCUGGGUAAAAGCUACAGAGCCCGUUUUGUGCAACAAAUAUUUUUGGAUAUAAUUCUGUUUUGCAGUUCAAAUUCUCCAAAAUACACAGUCUCUGACUUUUGUUCUAAAUUAAGACAUUUUCCUUUAAAUACAGCAAUCAAUCUCAGAAAUCAUAUUUAUUCUUGUUGUCCUUAAUGUCCAAAAUGUACUCAGUGAUAUGUUUUAUGUCGUGCUGAGUCUGGUGUGGAUUUGUAAGUCAUCCAUUAUCCUUUAACCACAUAUGUUCCACUGUCCUUGACUGCUGGUGCCAAUCUGUCUGUGAUUCGAUAUUAACAACAUGAACUAAUGUAUACGGUGCAUCUUUGGUUUUCUGGACUUGUCUUUGGGUCUGUGCCACUACCCACACUUGUGGUGUUUGGGGAUAAUACAUUGUGCUGAUGGUGACUGCCAGAUCUCUGCAGUGCCCACUAGGACCACAAGUGUGUGGGGUUGACCAAGUUCACCAGGUCACAAAGGUUAAUGCCAUCCUAUAAAAACGCAGGUCAAUGUAGAUAACAUGCUUUAUUGGUUUAAUUUUAUUCACAUAUAAUGAACAAUCUGAGAGAAUCCACAGUAUUACAGCCAGAUUAAAAGUCCCACUCCGAUCGUUUUCUUUUUUUUUUUGUAACUACUUAAAGUGUUAAAUUGUGAUUUAAAGUUUUUACCAAAAAUCGCGGCACCUGUGUCAUUUUCAAGGGCUUUUCUUCUGCAUAGCUCCAGUAGAUCAUUAGCAAUCCGCCUCUGAGUCGUGGGUGGAGACAGCGCUGCUCUUCACACUCGUCCUCAUCCUAGCUUGCAGCCUAACAUUGCUGGUGCAGCAGAAGUGGCAGGUAACAUAGGGGCUAUUCAGCUCUUGGACAUUAAUGUCUUUCAGGACACGAUGAAAGCUAAUAUCAUAAUUAGCUUUCUUACGAGCAUUGCAAUCCGCUAACGCACACGCUUGUUCUGCGAUCGUCCUCUGUAUUUCUACUCUACAUGCAGAGUGUGGCUCUAGGGGCGGAGCUUGGAUUGAUUACGUAUGCAAUCUCAUUGUUUCUGAACCCGCCGUUUGGGUCUGCCAGAGAUUCACAGUGAUAUGAAUAAAAGAAAUACUCAGAAAAGCAAUUUCGCAUUUAAUUUUCUCAGGAUAUGUCCUGUAGCAUCAGAAAAAUGACAUAUGAACAAAUAAAAAAACAAGAAAAACAUGAUUUUCAUCGGAGUGGGUCUUUAAAGGACACUGAAAAAAACACAUUCAGAAAGUGGUCAUCAAAAUUACAUGAGAUCUAUUUUUGAAUGGUUUUAUGUAUUACAACAUUUUUACAUUUCUCAAAUAUUGAUUACAGUCAAAAACAACAGGACCCAUGUCACACAGAAAACGUACAGAGGGCGGAGCUUGAGAAGAACCCAGUGAUAAAUGCUGACUUUACAGCUGAUGCGAGCACUGGCCGGGGUGUAUUCCUAAUUAACAGUAACUGUUUUACUUCAUGGAUACUCAUGCUAACUGCCAGGUUUAGAAGAAAAUGAGCAACCAACUCGUUUGAGUAUUUUCAAGUCAUCUUGACUCUACAGAGCCUGUGAUGACAAAAUUGGAAAUGAAGUUAGAGUUGGAGAGCCAGGUUAUAAUGAGUGCCUGGUCACUUUGGAAAAGAAAAAGAUUUUCUGAUGAAAAGAAGCUCUGCAAACAUCCAACACCCUGACCUUAGGACCAGACACACACCUAAGUGAGCAUAUCCCUGAAGCAGGAUUUCAGCCUAUGACACUACGCCUCUUGGAGGUUUAACAGGUAACACUGGCAUCCUGGAACUACCGCCUCUUACCACCUGAGAGGGAAGGCAGAGCCAUGCAAUAAGUCCAUGUGGGCAAGAACGCACCCCCUGCUGAGCUGGGCCGUACAUUUCAUCUCCCCCUCUUUACUCUUUUAAUAAAAGAAGAGGAGAAAGCGAAAACAGAGAGAAGAGUCUGUCCAGAGGUGGUGGAUUGGGAAGGUGACGCUAGGGAUGGAGUUCAGUCUCUUUGAGAGCCAUGGGUGAGAACUCAUCCCCCCUACAGUUGUGAUGUACGCUCUACCUCCCCAUGCUACACUAUUUUCAUGAGGAGGAGGAGAGAGGCGAAAGAUAAAACAGAAAGAAGACUCUCGAAAGAGGAAGUGUUUCAUUGACUCUGGUCAUCGCUGAAGGAAGUGAAAAGCCAAACACUUAAAAUAACUCCCUGUUGUCUGGAUUUGCUUCUCCGCUCUGAAAUAAAAAUCAAAAAUGACUUAUUUCCCCUACUUUCCUUGUUGGAAGCCUUCUUCAUGGAUCCUGUGAUCGAGGGAAGACAAGUGUAGUGCGACAGCACAUUGGUGCUUAUCAAUCAUCUGACAGUUUCUCCAAAAUUGAAAAAUGAAUUUGCACACACGGACAAUGUAUUGAGUUUUUAUGCCAAACCUUUACCUAAUGUGGACCUGUCCUCUCUCUCACAGCAGGUGCCUCUAACUAUGUCUCUCUUUAAGUUAAGAGAGACAUUGUGCAGCAGUCGACAGGGCCUGAGGGGUCGGUGUAUGAGGGUGCAGGGUAAGGUUUAUGUGCUGUGUUGGGACUCCUACUUUCACAGGUUAUCCUCUCUCUUCUAACCCUGAAAGUUGUCCUCAACCUUCUGCGUUUUUCUCUCCCCUCUUUAAGUGCGAUACUCUCUGGUGUGGAAACUGUACUGUUUUGUACUGUGUACCGUGUGUAUAUUAUUGUGUCACAUUGAUUUAGUGUUUGUGAAUACAUCUCUCCUCUAAUUUUUCCCUUUGUUUGACUCUUUAUCUUCUCUCCCUCUCACUGUGUCAACCACAAGUUUCUUUCCAGGUGUGCUCACUGUGCUGUUAAGCUGGUUUUCACGCCAGACUGGCUUGCCAAACUAAACCAAACACAAACAGGAGCGAACAAACACAAAAAAGAGAAAAAGAAAACUUGUGUCAUAUGCACUUUUUAACUUAUGUCUUAUGUAAUCACCCCUGUUUAACCGUAUGUCAUCUAGAUCUACAUACACUUACACAACUCUUCUUGUACUUUAUUUAUCUAUAUAUCUAUAUACAUAUCUCUGUAUAUAACCCUUUAGCAAGCAUAUACAGGGCCCGCCUUUCUCUUCAUAUCCCCUCUAACUAUGUGGGUCCUCUCUUCCUUUGCUUCUGUCUCUUCCCUCUCCUUCUGUCCCUAUCUGUGUAGGUGUCUAUAGUCAGCCUUAUAGCUAAUGCGUUGGGCUUCUCCGAUCUAGGCCCGAUUAAAUCUCUCAGGACACUGAGGGCCUUGAGACCCCUCAGGGCCCUGUCACGUUUUGAAGGGAUGAGGGUAAGACCCAAGAUACCAGGCAGCUGGUCCUUCUGCAUGCCAGUUGAAAAAAAAAGCAGCAACGCAUGCGAGAGAUGGCAACAUAGCAAAUAAAAAAAAAGACAAAAAAAAAAGGAAACCUUUGUAAAUAAAAGCUUUUAUGAGUGAGAAGCUUUUUUUGCAUGGAUGCAGAUCAUCUCAGAUGGUCACGAUACAUCUGAUUUGAUUUAUCAUAUUUUUUCAUUUCAUAUUUUAUAAAUUUAGUGCUAUGAUAAAGUAAUUUGCAGUGACUUAAGAAAUAAAAAAACAGCUAAAAAUAUACCCAAUACUUUAUGAAACACAAAACCGCACAGGAAUUGAAGAAGAAUGAUGCAACACGUUUCAAUUAAUAUUCAGAUGUGGCACAUUUACGACCAGCUGAGAGAACAACUAGAGGUUUGUAUGAGCCAUCACACAAAUGUGUUUUCACUGAAUCACCGAAAACUGAAAGUUAUUUCAUCACAGCCAAAUUUAAACUGUUUGCCAAAAUGGCAAAAAACAUUUGUGCACAUUGUGAUUCAUAUGUGCAGUUGGAAUUAUGGAUAAAUUAAAUUGAUGUGAUUACAAUUGGAGUGUCAGUUCAUUUUGAUCCUUUCUGAGAAGUUAAUAGAGUUGCGCCUCAGAAAGAAGUAUUUUCCUUCCUGGGUUCUAUGGUUAUUAUCUAAAUGUGUGAUGGGUUUUGAUCAGCCUCUCGUUGUUGCUGGGCAGAAAAACAAACCUUGUCAGUGUCUGAGCUCGGCAUCCUCUGACUGUCGCUCUGCCUCUAGUGUCCUGAUCCUAUCACAGUUUGGCUUUGGCAUUGUCACACUGGAAGAACAACAAACUUCUGGUUGCAUACCCCCCUUUACCCCUCGCCAUCCUCACUCAUCACUCCUCAGUAAAUGUCAUUGCCAUGAUUUUCAUGAUCACUAUUUUGCAGUAGUUAUAUUAGCUUGUCAUGCUAAUGCUUUGUCUCUGUACUAUUAGGUAGAUCAGUUAGAUAAGAAGAACAAACUUAGUGGGUCUGAUAUAUGCAGUUUGUUGUUCGGUUUAUUUGGCUUUUUGUUACCAUGGCACCUCUGUGUUAAGAAAUGCACAUUCUCAAGGUUUCCUGUUGAGUUUCUAGCUUUACGCUCUUCAGUAUGCACUGCACUGCUUUAGUGCAGCAACAGUAUUUGGCUGUAUCAGAAAUAUAUGUUAAUAAUUUGGGGUGCAACAAUAUACUGUGGCAUAAAACAUUGCUAUGCAAAUGGGUCAGUACUGAUGUAAAGCUGCAACUGAAUCGCAGUGUCUCUAAAGGGAUUCCAUAUGAAUGUGAUUUAUGUACACCAGAUUCCCAAAGCUGCAAAAUGUAAAGAUGAUUAAGUUGUAUUCUUAGAGGAUGUCACUACUCAAGAAUCUGAAAAUUAAAUACUGAAAUCAGGAAAUAUGGCAAGCAAAGUUGGAGUCUUUUUCCAAACCAGGGCACAAAUGUCCCUCACCUGCAGAGCCCAGCUGAGCCUCAAAGUGGACAUGUUUGAGGAAUGACAUACUAUAAGAUUUUCAAAGUUGCAGUCAUUUAUUUCAACUUUGUAUAGAUUUGUUGCAUCUGACCACAAACCAUUAUCCUUGUGUGGUAUUGAACCAUGAUUUAAAAUUAUUGUCACACCCCUUAAUUUUUGGUUAUAAUGACAUGGAAAAUCAGGAAACAUAUUGAGAGCUCUGAUGGAAGGAGAGAAUGUGCAUUUCCAUCUCUGUGUGUAUGUUGAUGUUCUUGUAAAUGAACUAACUGCAAAUAGGAUGUGAAUGCUAAGUCACAGAGGCUCUGUUUCACUUGCUCUUCUCCUCAGGUUGUGGUGAACGCCUUGGUGGGUGCUAUCCCCUCCAUCAUGAAUGUACUGCUGGUGUGUCUCAUUUUCUGGCUCAUCUUCAGCAUCAUGGGUGUCAACCUGUUUGCUGGGAAGUAUUACUUCUGUUUCAAUGAAACAUCAGAGGAGUACUUUGACAUAGAAGACGUCAACAACAAAACGCAGUGUUUGGCACUCAUUAGUCAAAACUAUACCGAAGUCAGAUGGAAAAAUGUCAAGAUCAAUUUUGACAAUGUGGGUGCUGGCUACUUGGCCCUGCUACAAGUGGUGAGAAAGAUUUGCUUUCAGAUGUUUCUUUCUUCUGAUUUAAGUGAGUAACCUGUUUCUAACAGUGUGUGUCUACCUGUAUAGGCGACAUUCAAAGGCUGGAUGGAUAUCAUGUAUGCAGCAAUAGACUCUAGAAAGGUAGGCUUUCACCGUUUGUGUUGGAAAGAACAUGUAAGUUAUAUCAAAACAAAAAAUAUUAGUUGGAAUUUUACAUAACGGAAGAGUCUUAUAAAUUAGCUUACACUUGUACUGUGCCUCCGUACUCCCAUUCAUGAAUUACCGUGCGGAAGUUUGGGGGAACACACACAAAAAAAAUACAGACCCUGGAUUCAUCCCUCAGACAACAGCUGUAAUAAACAUCAGUAAAACCGGCAACAAAGAACUUACAAACCAACUCUUCAUGAAACUGAAAACACUCGAAUUUGAGGACCUGGUUGACUUCAAAACAAUCCAAAGUUUCAUGUUCAAAGUUUUGACUACCUGACAGUAUUCAGGUUUUUUUCUUAAAGAGAGAAAAAUUCAGCACAAGAACAAAUGCUAUCACAGGAGUAAAUCUUUGGAGCAGUGUUACGGAUGAUGAAAACAUGUAAAUCAUGAAAGAAACUUAAACAAAUCUUCAAAGAAAACAUUCAGCAGAUACAGAAUGGAAGAAUAAGGGGCGUAGUUAUAUUAGUGUGUGCUCUCUGCGCUAUAACUUGUGUUAUUUUACUUUGUUGAUGCAUCGUUGUUGCACUCAUAGACAUGUAUUCAUUGGUGUUAUUUUCAACACCUCAGCUUAUGUAAACUGAAUUAUAUUAUCUAAUUUGAAAUGAAAAAAGAGAUAAGACCAGAUUUUUUCCCCCUUCCUUCUAUACCCUUUUUUUCAAACAGAAAUUGAAUGUCAGGUCUCUACAUUAAGUAUGUUGUAAUAGGUUACUGCUUUGUUAGCUUUCUCAUUUUAUUUUGUUAUACAUUUUGUUAAAAUAUUUUCAAAUAAAAUUGAUAGAUACAUUUUUAAAAGUCUGAUUUAACUGUACCAUUUCAUGUAAAUGUUCACUUUUCCACCCUCCUCUUCAGGUGGAAGAUCAGCCUGUCUACGAGAUCAACUUAUAUAUGUACAUCUACUUUGUCAUCUUCAUCAUCUUUGGCUCCUUCUUCACCUUAAACCUCUUCAUUGGUGUCAUCAUUGAUAACUUCAACCAACAAAAGAAAAAGAUAAGUUUAUUUUCGUUACUUUCAUGUUAUAAGAGCAGGCAGCUGAGGAUCGCUACUACUCUCAUAUCUGUCCAUUAAAUAUAAAGCUACUGCUAGCAACCAGGUAAGUUAGCUUAGCAAUAAGACUGGGAAUGAGAGCUGUAGUUAUUUCAUUCAUCAUAAGAGAUGGCUUUUGCGAGUUUUAAUUGAACAAAGUUAGCUUUGUAGCUUUGAAUUUACUGUCCAGACAUUAAAGUAGACUGGUCUAACUAUCGGCAAGAUAGAAGUAUAAGUAAUUCUUUUACACUUACAAUCUUUAUGUUUUAAACACAGAAAUGAAUAAAAGAAGAAAUCCUAUGUAUCCUGCUUAGUACUGGAAAUAGUCGUCUAAAUAUCAAAGAUUGUAACCAGCUUGUUUUUGUCCCUGCACUUUGGAGGUCAGGAUAUCUUCAUGACAGAAGAGCAGAAGAAAUACUACAAUGCUAUGAAGAAACUAGGCUCGAAGAAGCCCCAAAAACCAAUACCAAGACCUCAGGUUAAUGUUGUUUAACACACUCAGUCUUAAUCACCAAGUAUAUUUGUAAUUUGAAGAUUUAGAAUAUGACUUUCAAUACUUCCUGUCUUUCCCUCCAUUUGUCUUCAGAACAACAUCCAGGGCAUGGUGUUUGACUUUGUGACGCAGCAAGUGUUUGACAUCUCCAUCAUGAUGCUCAUCUGCCUCAACAUGGUGACCAUGAUGGUGGAGACAGAUGAUCAGUCAAAAGAGACGGAGGAGGUGCUCUACUGGGUUAACUUUGUCUUUAUUGUGGUCUUCACCGGCGAGUUUUUAUUGAAGCUCUUUGCACUGCGUCACUACUACUUCACCAACGGAUGGAACGUCUUUGAUGUGGUUGUGGUCAUCCUGUCAAUUGUGGGCAAGUAUUGAAAGCAAUUUAUUCAUGUAGACUAACUGCUGUAGCUUAAUGUCCUCAAAUACUACACAAUAUAAUUGAUCACAAACUAUGGUCAAAAAUUAUAUGGCAAUGAAAGCUCCUGUGAGGAACUUUUAGGCUACAUCAAGUUCAGAAGCCCUAGUAACAAAGCAAGACUAUUUUAUGUUUUGCUGAUCUUGUCAUGCGUGUUUAAGUAGUAUUUGCCAACAAAAAUUUGAUUUUGACAUUUUCUACCAGCCAAACAAAUCACAUGCCAUCAAUCUUGGCCUUGGAGAAAGUAAGCAAAGGAUGUUUUGGCAGCGUGCUAUGAAUUGCCUUUGGAAAAAAAUUAUACUUCCAAAAAAAACUUCAUCGGGGGAUUGAUUUGUAAAUUGUUAUUUGUCAGUUUUUAAAUUGUAUUUUGAAGUUCUCUGAAAACUUGACAGCAAGAUUUUCAUCCAGAAACGAUACCCUUCAUUUAUCUUGAUAAUCAACUGAUCAUGUAAACUUUCUUUUACGUGAAAUAUCUCUUUCCAAUCAAACUGAUGUUAUUGUAAUAUUCUCUUGAAUUGUUACUGACUGUUUUAACUUGUCAGCGUGAUAGUCUAAUGCAUAUUUAGUAAAAUAGUAAGUGAUCAGAUUACAUAUUUACACCAAACGUGUUGUUUCUCAUUUUGCUUCCAUUGACCCUCAGGAAUGUUUCUGGCCGACCUGAUUGAGAAGUACUUUGUGUCGCCAACACUCUUCAGGGUGAUCCGUCUGGCUCGUAUUGGUAGAAUCUUGCGUCUCAUCAAGGGGGCCAAAGGAAUCAGGACUCUACUGUUUGCCCUGAUGAUGUCACUUCCUGCCUUGUUCAACAUUGGCUUACUACUUUUCCUGGUUAUGUUCAUUUUCUCCAUCUUUGGUAUGUCUAACUUUGGCUACGUAAAACAUGGGGCUGGAAUCGAUGACAUGUACAACUUUGAGACCUUUGGCAACAGCAUGAUCAUCCUGUUCAUGAUCACCACAUCAGCUGGCUGGGACGGCCUGCUGCUUCCCAUCCUGAACUACCCUCCAGACUGUAACCCUGUUUUCGAGAACCCUGGCACCCCCACAACAGGGGACUGUGGCAACCCAUCUGUGGGCAUCUUCUUCUUUGUCAUGUACAUCAUCAUUUCUUUCCUCAUUGUGGUCAACAUGUAUAUCGCCAUCAUCUUGGAGAACUUCAGUGUGGCCACAGAGGAGAGUGCUGACCCGCUCAGUGAAGAUGACUUUGAGACCUUUUAUGAGAUCUGGGAGAAGUUUGACCCUGAUGCAUCCCAGUUCAUCACCUAUGCCAAGCUUUCUGACUUUGCUGAUGCACUUGAACACCCACUUCGAGUCCCCAAGCCCAACACCAUUGAGCUGAUUGCGAUGGACAUGCCUAUGGUGAGUGGCGACCGCAUCCACUGCCUGGAUAUCCUGUUUGCCUUCACUAAACGUGUGCUAGGUGACAGCGGCGAGUUGGACAUGUUGAGACAACAAAUGGAGGAGCGUUUUGUGGCAGCGAAUCCUUCCAAGGUCUCUUAUGAGCCAAUAACCACCACUCUACGGCGCAAGCAGGAGGAAGUGUCGGCCAGAAUCAUUCAACGGGCGUACCGUGCUUACCUGGCGAGGCGGGGUUUUGUCUGUAAGCGCAAACCAGCCAAUAACAAAGUGGAAAAUGGCGGGAACAAUCAGGAACAGGAAAAGAAGGAGGGCACCCCCUCAACUGCCUCCCUGCCCUCCUAUGACAGUGUAACCAAACCUGACAAGGAGAAACAGGAUGAAAACAACGAGGGCAAGGGAGGAAGGAAAGAGAAAGGAAGAAACCAAAAAGACAUCAGGGAAUCUAAAUGUUAG